Molecule: messenger RNA, 365 nt
Organism: Ilex paraguariensis (yerba mate)
Lineage: Eukaryota; Viridiplantae; Streptophyta; Magnoliopsida; Aquifoliales; Aquifoliaceae
Source: the annotation of a GenBank genome assembly
UACUACUUCUUGACGCGAAAGCAAUGGCAGAAACUCUGGCGGACGUGAUAGAGUAUCCCAAAUCCUAUGCCUUCUUCAUUGACAUGCCCGGAUUGAAGAGUGGAGACAUCAAGGUUCAGGUAGAGUAUGACAACGUGUUGGUGAUCAGUGGCGAGAGAAAGAGGGAGGAGAAGAAAGAAGGUGCCGUGUUUGUGAGGAUGAAGAGGAGGAUCGGCAAGUUCAUGAGGAAGUUUGUGCUGCCUGAGACUGCUAACACUGACGCUAUCUCUGCGGUUUGUCAGGAUGGAGCGGUGACUGUAACCGUUGGGAAAUUACCUCCUCCGGAGCCUAAGAAGACGAAGACCAUUGAGGUGAAGAUCGCUUGA